Messenger RNA from Rhinolophus ferrumequinum (greater horseshoe bat), 9593 nucleotides. RefSeq names its product vascular endothelial growth factor receptor kdr-like. The record is from RefSeq and is a predicted model, not a curated record. Gene Ontology annotation, cellular component: signaling receptor complex. The transcript is spliced from 31 exons. Gene Ontology annotation, biological process: multicellular organism development; positive regulation of kinase activity; protein phosphorylation. Gene Ontology annotation, molecular function: ATP binding; transmembrane receptor protein tyrosine kinase activity. NCBI's taxonomy places the organism in Eukaryota, Metazoa, Chordata, Mammalia, Chiroptera, Rhinolophidae. Bases 371 to 4399 code for a protein of 1342 amino acids.
UGUAGAGUCAGCAGUGGGUUAGAGACGCCCUCCUGGAUAGCUGUACUAGUCUCCUCUGGACUCCGUACAGUACAGACGACCGCAGUCCUCCAGGCUCCCUUUCCUGGUUCCUCCCUCCUUCCCAUCCUCUCCCCCUGUUGUCCCAAACUUCCUCCCUCCAGGGAAAAACUUUGCCGCCUCCGCUCAAUAGAGAGGCAGAAAGUUGGGAGCGCCUCAAAGAAACUGAGCAGGACCUGUGUGGUCGCCGACGCCUCAGUCGCAGUUUCGGAAUAGGGGUGCUCUGAACCCCAACAGCUCACCUACGGCCAAAGCAAGGAGCCAGAGAACUCAGGAGGAAGCGAGAGUGCAGCACUGCCCUCUGUGCCCCAGGAUGCUCGCGUCCCGCCAUGGCCAUGGUGCCCUGGCUGCCUUGGCCUCCCGCUUCCUGAUCACCCUGCUCGGGACUCCAGGUCUUGCCAGUAAAGAGACACUGAUGAAACCAGAACUGAGCAUUCUUGGAGAUCAAGUGGUGAUCCAGGCUGGUGGAAUAUUUGACAUAACCUGCAGGGGAUCGGCUGCAAUUACCUGGACCUGGGGCACUGGGUCUAACGGGAGUCGGGCCCGCAUCUUGGAGCACCCCUGCUCUGAUAAUCCCCUUGUUACUUGCAACCAGCUCACCAUCUUCCACACAGAAGCUGGUGACACUGGUUACUUCAUAUGUAGCUACAAGGAUGUUGCUGACAUCAAGGAUCCUAUUGGCAAGGCCAGUGUAUACGUGUAUGUCCAAGAUGACAAGCAGAUCUUUGUGCAGACCUACAGUGAUAUGCCACUGGUGAUCACUGUGUUUACUGGAACCCAAGAGGUGGUUGUGCCAUGUCGGGUCACUUCUCCUGAUGUCAAUGUCAAGCUUCAGUUGUUACACUCUGCCACAUUCAGCUAUGCAAGCCAAAACUGGGAUCCCCGGAAAGGCUUCACUGUGACCCGACCCUCCUACCACUUCUACAGCAGCAUGCUCCAGUGCAUUGCUGAAGUCAAUGGGAAGACACACAGGUCAUUGUAUCUCCCACAGCGUUUGGAAACCAAGAGAGAAAAUAUCUCCAUCAGAUACAACCACCAGAGACUUCUAAUGGGAGACACACUUUUCCUGCAGUGUGUUGCAGAGACCACGUUCAAUGGACGAAUCAAACUGAACUGGGUGUUUAAUCGGCAAGAUUCCAAGACAAUACCCAGGUGUUGUGAAGUGAAAAGGAACUUGUAUCAAGGGUCCCCUGUGUACAAAAGCUACAGCAACUUGACCAUCUGGAAUGUAACUAUGGAAGACAAGGGUUUGUACAUUUGCAGGGAAGACAACAACAAUGCCCUGCAAGCCAACAUCACCAUCACAGUGUACAAGAAAGGCUUCCUCAAUGUGAGUUACAAGAGAAGACACAUUUAUGAGGUGACAGCUGGGCAAAGUAUGUUCAAAAUGGGAGUAAGGGUGGAUGCUUUCCCUCGCCCCAAUAUAACGUGGUUCAAAGAUGGAAAGCCACUCCCAGUAAACCAUACCUUUCAGCCUGAUCCUCUUAAGUACAAACUCACAAUACCGGAAGUGAAUGUAAAGCAUGCUGGGAACUACACUUUUGCCCUGAGCAACACCAAACAUGGCCUCUACAAAAACUUAACCAUACAACUGAUUGUCAAUGAAAAACCUAAGAUCUACGAGAAGGAGACAGAUUUGAAGAACAUCCAGCCAGUACUCCUAGGCAGUGAGAACAUCCUUCGCUGUACAGCAAGCGGUCUACCUUUGCCCUCCUUCAUGUGGGCCUGGGAGCCCUGCAGCCAUAAAGAUGAGUUGUGUAUGGAACGGGGCAAGCGGAUCCAGCUUUCCAAUGUGACUCUGAAAAGUGAUCUCCCUACAGGCAACAGGAUCCUGUCCAUUGAGGAGAUGGUAGUAACAAGUGGAGAAAAGACAAAGACUCUGAGCACGCUGACCAUAUUGACCAGCAACAUUUCUGGUAUAUACUACUGCACAGCUGUAAACAAGGUUGGCACUGAUGAGAGAAGCAUACAAUUCUACGUCUCAGAUGUGGCUGGUUUCAUGGAGGCAGAACCCCUGGUCUCAAUGAUCGAGGGCUAUGAUGCUCGGCUCAAAUGCAAGGCAGCUAAAUAUAUCUACAAUCAUCUCGCUUGGUUCAGCCCCCUUGGGGAGAAGUUUCCUGUUAUAGACACAGAAACCUUGAAAAAUAACUACUCCAUCUCACUGACGCUGGUGAUUAAGAAUGUGACCCAGAAGGAUAAAGGGCAGUACAAGUGCAAGGCUUGGGCCCAGAGGAACAUCACCAAAAUGAUGCAACAUAAUACUCAGCUCUUAAUUAGAGAAAGAGUGGCUCCAUUCAUUAUUGAGAAUCUCACCAAUAUUGAGGUCAACAGCAGUGGCAAGAUUUUGCUGGAUUGCAAAGUGAAUGGAACACCAUGGCCCAAGAUCGACUGGUUGAAAAAUGGAGUUCCUGUUCUCCCUGCUUCAGGAAUCUUCUUUGAGAACAACACCCUUAUUAUUGAGCGAGCCAAGAAAGAAGAUGAGGGCUUAUAUCUGUGCAAAGCAACCAAUGAGUUGGGGGAAGUCAGCACAGCAGCUUUUAUCACUGUGGAAGGCUCUGAAGAGAAAUCCAAUAUUGAAGUCAUCAUUCUUGUUUGUACUGGCCUUGCAGCUACCCUUUUCUGGCUUCUUCUUACCCUGGUCAUUCGCAAACUCCGAAAGCCCAGUGUGUCAGAAACCAAAACUGGCUACCUUUCCAUCAUCAUGGAUCCUGAAGAGAUGCCCCUUGAUCAACAAUGUGACAGACUUCCUUAUGAUGGCUCUAAAUGGGAAUUCCCUAGGGACCGGUUACAGCUGGGCAAAAUCCUCGGCCAUGGUGCCUUUGGUAAAGUGGUAGAAGCCUGUGCAUUUGGCAUCGACAGAGCUUCAACUUGCAAAACAGUGGCAGUGAAAAUGCUUAAAGAUUGUGCUACUUCCAGUGAGUUUAAGGCUUUGAUGUCAGAAUUGAAGAUCCUCAUUCACAUCGGCCACCACCUUAAUGUGGUUAACUUGCUGGGUGCCUGCACCAAACCUGGAGGUCCUUUGAUGGUCAUUGUAGAAUUCUGCAAAUAUGGAAACCUGGCCAACUUUCUUAGAGGAAAGAGAGGAGAUUUUGUUGCUUCCAAGGCUCUGAUCAAUAUGGAUAAAAAUGUGAAGAUCUUUCAUGAUUCUGACGGCAAGCCCACCCAGCUGAUUAAGCACCGUCUGGAGAGUGUGGCUAGCACAGGAAGUUCUACCAGCUCUGGCUUCAUUGAAGACAAGAGCUAUAGUGAAUCUGAUGAGGAGGAAGAAAGUAACCGCCACCUUUUGGGGGCCACAAUAACCCACCGUGUAGACUCAAAUAAUCUCUACAAGCACCCUCUCACUUUGGAGGACCUGAUCUGCUAUAGCUUCCAAGUGGCCAAGGGAAUGGAGUUCCUCGCUUCCAGAAAAUGCAUUCAUCGGGACUUGGCUGCUCGGAACAUCCUUCUAGCUGAUAAUAACAUUGUGAAGAUCUGUGACUUUGGUUUGGCCAGAGACAUCUACAAAGACCCUGACUAUGUCUGGAAAGGAGAUGCAAGACUCCCACUUAAAUGGAUGGCACCUGAAGCCAUUUUUGACAAGGUUUAUACUACUCAGAGUGAUGUGUGGUCGUUCGGAGUCUUGCUGUGGGAAAUAUUCUCUCUGGGUGCCUCACCAUACCCAGGAGUGCAAAUCGAUGAAGACUUCUGCCGUCAGCUGAAGGAGGGAACACGAAUGAGAGCUCCUGAGUAUUCCACUCCUGAAAUCUACCAGACUAUGCUUGACUGCUGGCACAAUGUGUACACCCUGAGACCCAAUUUCUCUGACCUGGUUGGGCGUCUUGGAGAUCUUCUUCAGGCCAGUGUUCAACAGGAUGGCAAAGACUACAUACCCCUCAAUGGCACUGGUGGAACACCCACAUUCAUGGCCCUGGAUCCUGUACAAGAAACCAUAAGCAAUAAUAUCACCAUGGAGGCCAGCAUUGAACCCCAGAAGGAUCAACUGAUUGGGUCAUUUGAUGAGAUGAAGAUGCCCAAGGAAAAUAAGGAAACUGUACUUGAGGACAUUGAAGGGAAUUAUGCAACUGUGCUGAAUUGGGAUGAGAUCAAGAGCCAGAAACGCCUGGAAAUUCACUCCUGGCCACAUGGGAUCAUGGCCUUAGGCCUGAGAACUGUCAGCAAGAACAACGAGACCAUUCAGAGGGAGACUGAGAUGGAGUUUGUAAAAUACCACUCAGCCCUUGAGCUUGAAGAGGAAGACCAGAUGAAAGAGACUUCCCUCCUACCACUGGAUCCUACCCUCGAAUGCCACAGUCCACCACCCGACUAUAACUCUGUGGUCCACUAUAGUAUUCUACCCAUGUAAUCUAAUACCAGUGCCCUUCCUUUGCUGCCCCUUUUCAAACUAAUCUCUUUUUGCCUCAGAAAUCCCCAAUUCUUUCCACGUCCAGGUCAUAAUAACAGAAUUACUAACUUGGGACUGGAGAAUGAAAGAACAUCUUGACAGAGAAUCUCUAUUCUUCACACCUUUGGGGGGUACAGCUAGCCUAAACCAGGCCCCCAGGCCUGAUAGAGAGACAACAAGAUGUUCAAUCCCAUUUCUUUUCCUAUUAAACACCAGUUACCCUACUUGGGUGUUACAGACCCACAACAGCACCUUCAGUAAUUCCAUAUGUAACCAUUCCAACUUGGCCCAUUAUACUUCUAUGAGGGCCACUAAAAGGAACAAUCUCUGUUGACCCCUCAAAGACCUCCAGAGCAUCCAAUCAGGAACUUUGACCCCAUCAUAUUCAGAUCUUAACAAUCAGCCUCCAAGCAGGGCUUCGUGGACUUUUACCUGGAUAUGUUUUCUUAGAAACAAUUAAAGCAGCCAUUGUUCAGACCUAAAAUCUACUAGGGUUUGACAGUGGAAGUAGUAGACAGCUCUUUGCCUGCAAUGUUUCCCAUGAAGCGUCUAACACUCCACAGCCUCCUUUGCAUUCAAGCAAUUUCUAGCAGCUCCAAUGGGAGUUGGGCAUGCCUUGUAUAUUUAGGAUAUGCUCCACAUACACUGCCAGUAUCAUCACCGUUGUGUUGUUCCCAUGCCAGAAAACAUCCAAUCAGAUUCUCUGGCUAUUGCCCAAUACUGAUGUGGAUUUCAAGAACACCAUGACUUUAAUAUAUAAGCCCCCAAAUCCACAUGUCAGGUAAACAGCAGCACACAAAGUGUAUCUGCAUGGACUCAGACAAAAGAAAUGAGGGGAGGGUUUGUACCUGCUGCCCUUCCAGAUUGGCCUGCACUUCUCCACUUCCAGAAAACCCCUGUAGCUACCUCUCUGUUGAAGGAGGAACCUGUAGUUCUCCUCCUGGGGGCCAAGGGUGAUUAUGCUAAAUACUGACACUAUCUGUAGUCUCCCCUUUCAAAAGCAACUAUGCAGUUGAAUUACAUCGAACAAGGCAGUGCCUCCCAACUGCACCCUAAACCAAAGAUCAUGAAGCUACCCCAGGCUAGACAACAUGCUCAUCCCUGGAUUGCAUGAGGAGACUAUCCACUGACUUUAAAAGUGGUGAGCCUCUUCCUCUGAUUCAUUUUCAUAGCAUCAGGGAAAAGAAAGAAGCAAGCAGCAUUCUACAAAAAUGAUGCCCUGAAAGACACUCUGGUUCUUUCCUACUUCCCCUUCUGUAAACGGGAAAACUAAAAACCAGAAAAGAGAAGGGGUUUGCAUGCAUAUUUCCUGACUAUUGCCCAAUGCUUUCUACUGUUUGGACGAUGUAGCCACACAUGUGCAUAUAUAUAAACACCUGCUAAUAUUAACAAGAAUGCCACUGGAAGAAACCCCAAAAAUAUUUUUGUUUUUUUCCUUUGCUUUCCUUUUUGGCUAGCAUACACCCAGAAAAUAUGUCUUCCUCAUGGAAACAGAGGCCUGGGUUUCUGCUCCAACUACUCCAAUCUCUUCUGUAGUGGCCCAAAGAAUCCCAGAACUGCUCAAACUCAAUUUUCACUUGUGGCCCAAGAGCGUUAGUGAUGUAAAAGGCAGUGAAAGUCAGGCUAGGUCCAUGUCCUGUCUAUUUAAGAAGUUUGUAAAACUGCCCAGACACACAGGGCUAUAAGCCCUAGAAAAACCCUGGUUUGGGGAUAUUCAGAACCAAGAGGUAACUGCAAACCUUUUUACCUGCCCGUGACUUAGCCUACUGACAAUACUAGAAACAUCUGUGCUUGGCUCAACAAGUAGUUCCACGUGUGUGGUGGAAGAAAUGGGGGAAUCACCACCAGCCUCCAACCACUGUGUUUCCCUGUAAAUAAGACCUAACCAGAAAAUAAGCCCUAGCAUGAUUUUUCAGGAUGACAUCCUCUGAUCAUAAGCCCUAAUACAUCUUUUGGAGCAAAAAUUAGUAUAAGAUCCAGUCUUAUUUUCAGGGAAAUACAGUGCUACUAAGGUGGUCCUCUUCUUCCAGCUUUCUUCAGGAAGUGGUUAUGUUGUGGCUGUGCUCCCAGGAAAUGGUCUGAAUAAGCUUUGCCACUGACUUAACUAGAACCUGUGAGUUGAAUGAAGUAAGCUACCACUAGGAGGUUAUGGUGAAAGGCCAAGCCUUGUUCCUUCCUCUUGCCUGUCUCUGCUGAGGAAAUGAUGGGUCUAGAGAUAGGAAGAAAUUGAUCAUCAUUUGGACACCUAUCCAGUGAGAAUUCCCAGUUGUCCCUGAUGGUUAGCAGCUUUGCUCUGGGACAGCCUUGGCUAACACAAAUUAUGCAUAGUGGAAUACCCAGGAACAGAGUCAAUGAUACUCUCGUCACAUUUCUGAUUUAGCUUAACUGGGGGAAAGAGUCUUUCAAGUGUUCAAAAAAUUCUCCAGUAAUGUGCAUCGUUCGUCUAUCUAGUGUUUUAGUGAAGAGAAGCUCAUCCCAUAAUUCGUUCAGCAAGAAGAUUCCUCUUUGGCUGGACAUGCUUGUAUUGCAUCUACUUUAUAAAAAGUGUUUCCUCGAGGCAGAUGCUGACCAGAACUUUCAACAAGACUUCAUGUAGCUACAAAGGCAAUAUAGACAUCUUCAGUAAAUUCCAAGGAUCCCUCACAAGAUGUCUCAGGAAAUAUAAUUUAUGAAGAAAUUACCACAUUCCUCUCCAUAAGAUUUCAUGAUGGGAUGCUUAGACCAGCAAACAACAGUAACAUUUUAAAGUGUUAAACGAACUAAACGUUACUCUGAAGUUCCAGCUUUUGAAUUGAUAUCAUUCAUACUUUAUCUUGUUAGUAUAAUUAAGUCUGGACUAGCUGUCCUAGAGCAAAAAGCCACUUCAGAGUGGGCUGCCUUGGCCCAAUUACUUAAGGCAAUUGCCUCCACUUUUUCACUACUGUUCUCAACUACUGAAGAUCUCUUUUGUCUCUGUCCCCAUUCUCCACUGUACCUCAUAUUGUGCCAAGGCCAGGGAAGAUAAGCAGUAAGGGAGGCUCCUCACUUCUGUUUACCCCCUGAAUGGGGGGAAACCUCCAUCAAGAAUGUCCCUUCUCACCUGAAGGGUGGGCAGGUAUCCCAGCCCUCUGCAGACCAUGGUGAGCAGGUACAGUGAAGCAACCAGCAUUCCAUUAUCUAAUUGAAAUAUUCUUGUCCACAGCCUACAGUGGAUACAUUACCCAAAUGUUACUGUCUUUUGUUGAUAUUUUACUAAUCUAUUGUUUUAAGCUUAACUAUUACUCCUUCCAAUUACUGGAGUAUAUUUUUAUGUACACAUAUACACAUAUAUACAGAAAUGAUGUUUCUAACUUGUUAUGCAAAACCAAAAGUUGCAUAUUAUUAUGGCAACCUUUCUGCAAGUUGAACCACCUCUCAUGCAGAGUGAACAAUGGUUUUCAAUAAUAGUUCCAAAUGUCAGACACCUCAUUCCUCUCUGGGAAUUAUGAGACCAUAUCUUCUUGCACUGAGCUGCUACCCGUGCUCCAGGUUGAGAAAAUGUUCUGUCAAGCUCUAGGUAAGUUUCACUCUGCUGAUAGCUCCCUUUUAUCCAAGAGGAUGAGAAGGGGAAAUGAAGAAUGGGUUAGUAUUGACUCUGUUACCUAUACAGUUACUUGUGAGGUUGGGGAGUGAAACUUGAAUUGUUAAGGGAGUCCAACUAACCAAGUUUCUCAGGGAUUGUUUCAUGGCCCCCAGGAGUAUUUCUAGUAACUUGUCUUUCUCUAAUUUAGUUGGUAAAGUCUCAAGAUCUUGCACGAACAUGAUGGACUUUUCUUUGUCACAUUCUCUGGACUAUUUAACUUAUUAUUUCCAGACCAUGGGAACAACAAAGGCCCUUAGGACUUGGGGACACUUUUGACUCUCCAAAUGAAAAUUCUGAGGCCUCCAAUAUCCUUCUUAGGAGAAUAAAUGCAUAGCUCAUUGAUAAUUGCUCUUAUUUGCCUAUUUGGACUCCUGUGUAUCUGUGAGCAGCAGACUUGUUAGGGAAUCACUCCCAGGAAUUGGCAAAGGUGAUUUUGCAUGGCUGGGAAGGGUACUUUGGCUAAGAUGCCCCCCUCUGCUCUGCAGUUCUACAAACACUCACCACCUCCAAGAGGCCCUCUGACACCAAUAUAUUUAUUCAUGCCAAAAGUAGCUGAUAACAGAUAGGACUGGUUUGCAUACAGAGUACUAAUCUCACUCUGGUAUGGUCACCAGCAGCUAGGCUGUGCUUUGUUUCCACAGUCCCUCCAUUCCCCAUAGACAAUGUGAUUCCUCACAGAAAUCCAUUCUUACCUCAUUCCUACCUCUCUAAUCUUAUCUCUUGGAAGGCAUUUGAGGCGAGUUAUUCAAAGAAAUCACAGACCCCUCUCCCUCUGGCAUCCAGAGAUACACUUACAGCUAAGGUAGCAGCAGUAGUGCAACCACAGGGACAUGGCUGGCUGGCCCUGCCAAUAAGUAGUCUAAUGCAAGACUUCAGUUCUUUGAGACAUGGACCUACUCAUCUGUCUCAAAUAAGUCCUCACUGUAUUAUUCUUCCUCUCUGAAUUAUGUAAAAGGCCCAUCAACCUUUGGGGCCAUCCUACCCUGCUUGUAUUUCCCCCCUACCAAGAGGAUGCCAUUCUGAACUGGGACAACUAUUCCCCUUAGGUGAAAGAAAACCAUUUGCUCCAGAAAUAAGGUAACAGAAGAUUGAUAGGACGUUUUUGGUAGCGGAUUGUCCUUUAACCCCUACCUUGUAAUAUCGAAUUUUCAGUUUACCACACAGAGAAAAUGGGAAGCUCUCCUUUGGACUAAUGAUACUGCCAUGCGAAUAAGGAGGUGGGCAGAGGGCCCUGGCUGGCCAAUGAAUGAAGGUCAGGAUAGUGCAAUGUAGGGCUCAACAAAUUUCCAGCUUUGAUAAAAAAUUCCACUACGUAAAAAGCAACCCUCUCUCACAUUUCCUUUGUAGACCUUGCUCUCCCUAACUACAAACAUGCCAGAAAAAUCCUAAACCUAAAUAAAUCCCCUAUAGCAUACAGCUUUUCCCUAGCUUUCCCCUUAGCCAGAUGGAGAAUGUACCCAUGUGAAGAAAUCCUCCCCUUCCAUAAAUUGUAUCUUAUUAUUAUGUAAUCAAAUCAUAUUGUAUCUUUUAUUUUAAAUAUAGAAGUCUAUAUGU